Messenger RNA from Ostreococcus tauri, 1317 nucleotides. Its product is annotated as Pseudouridine synthase I, TruA. Gene Ontology annotation, molecular function: pseudouridine synthase activity; RNA binding. Gene Ontology annotation, cellular component: nucleus. The transcript has 2 exons. Gene Ontology annotation, biological process: tRNA pseudouridine synthesis; mRNA pseudouridine synthesis. The record is from RefSeq and is a predicted model, not a curated record. The coding region runs from base 1 to 1317 and encodes 438 amino acids. NCBI's taxonomy places the organism in Eukaryota, Viridiplantae, Chlorophyta, Mamiellophyceae, Mamiellales, Bathycoccaceae.
AUGGCGGCGGACGACGCGACGGACGUCGUGGACGACGUCGCGCCCGAGGCGACGGCGCCGUCGACGGUCGACGCGCCCGAGCGCGCGCUGAAUAAACUUCCACCGAGUAAUCCGAACAAGAAGCGGAAGUGCGCGCUGACGUUCGCGUACGUCGGGGCGGGGUACGCCGGAAUGCAGAGGAAUCCGGGCGUGCGGACGAUCGAGGGCGAGCUGGAGGGAGCGAUCGCGCGCGCGGGAGGGAUAUCGGACGCGAACGCGGGUGAUUUUGCAAAGGUGCAGUGGACGCGGGCGGCGAGGACGGAUAAGGGGGUGAGCGCGGUCGGACAGGUCAUCGCGCUGAAGAUGGUGAUGGAGCCGGAUGGAAUGUUGGCGCGGAUAAACGAAGCGCUGCCGGAGAAGUACGAGUACGUGAUACCGACGUGGGCGUUUGACCCGAAUUUGUUCGUCGAGGGCGCGGAGAAGGAAAAGUUUACGUUUACGGAGGAGACGCGUCGUAGGGUGGAGAGGGUGCUGGGAAAUUACUGUGGAACGCACAAUUUUCACAAUUACACCGUGAAGGUGAAGCCGACGGAUGCGCAGGCGAAGCGAUACAUCUUGAGUUUUGAGUGCUCUCAGCCGUUUGAGGUGGAUGGCGAGGAGUUUGUGCGAUGCGAAGUCGUCGGACAGUCCUUCAUGCUGCACCAAAUUCGAAAGCUCAUCGGGACGAUGCUCGCGGUGAUGCGUGGGACGCUCGAUGAGGACGAUCAAAAGUUUGCCAUCUUGUCGCACCAGUUCGUGCCUACCCCGAUGGCGCCCGAGCUCGGGUUGUUCCUGUGCGAGUGCAUUUACAAGGCGUAUAACGACAAAUUUGGUUCGGUGCACGAUAACUUUGAGCUAGAAAAGUAUCGAGAUAAGAGCGAGGCUUUCAAGCGUGCGCACGUGUAUACGCACAUCGCGCGUCAAGAGCGAGAGCAGUCGACCCUGCGCAACUGGAUUAAGGAUGUUUUGCACGACGGCUUGAGGGACUCGUUCGACGUGAGCAUGGCGGCUUCGUUGCGCGCAGAGGAAAAGUUGGAUCCAACUCGCGUCGGUCACAGGGCGCCGAAAGGAACGAAGCGAGGGGCAGAAGAAGAGCACGCCACACAAAUGAGUGUAGAUGCGUUCCAAGAUGUACUCACGGUGGCGGCUGAGCGAGCUAAAAAACGCAAACUUGAGCGCCGUCAAGAUGAUUGGACGCCUCGAGCCGCCGCGCCGACGCCCUCAGAGAACAAACAGGCGCGCCCUUCCGCGCCAACCGAGACAGCGAUUCCGGAUGACGAACUGUCGGAUUCAACGUAG